AUGAAUUCUCCCUCCGUUCGACCAUCUCAGAACACUCCGAACACGACUGGCUCAACUUCACGAUCGUCCUACCCAUUCCCACUACAAGAUGCCUCUCUACAGCGUGGCACGCUUCGUAGAGGAUCAACGGCAAGCUCGGUGACAAGCACGGUACCCUCGAUAGCAGAAUCUCAGCCAAAUGCUAUUUCAUCCCUAUUGCAGCCGCCCAUAUUUCGUACAGGCUUGCGACCAGCAGAUGCCGGCUUCAAGCCACCAACAUCGAGGGAUAUUCCUCCCGUCACCUUGACCAAUAUCCCACAUGUCGAAUCUAAAGUGUUCCAGUCUUAUUUGUCACAAGUUGGCUCACUUUACGAAGCCUUUCAGAGAGCCAAGAAUGACAUUGAUGGGGAUAACACGGCUCUGUUUCAUCGUGAUAAGAAAGAGAAGGUAGAGGACUGGGAAACAGUAUUGAGCCAGAAGCUGCAACGACCUGCUCACUCGAGAACUGGCUCUAUCGCCUCUUUAUCUUCACCUACAGAACCACCCUCACAACCCCGCCGGCGACCGAGUCAUCAGAAACGCCAUGCUCCUACGCCUCUAUCCACUGUGCCCGCCGUCUAUGGAGAGGAGGACUUUCACCUGGAAAAUCCUCGUACAUUUGACAUUGUAUCUGAGCACAGUGAGAUUGUCAGAGAUCCAAACGCAGCUCCUUCUGGUCGGAAAUCCUUGGCUACAAAUGCUAUUCUGCAAGAAAAGCUUUCCUGGUAUAUGGACACAGUUGAAGUACACUUGAUAUCCUCCAUAUCCACCGCCUCGCAAUCGUUCUUCUCUGCUCUAGGAUCCCUCAAAGAGUUACAUGACGAAGCGGAAGAGUCCGUCGCUCGUAUACAAAGCUUGAGACGAGAUCUUGCCAAGCUCGACAAAGAUCUGGCAUCUGAUGGUCUGAAAGUCGUCAAAUUGAAACAACGUCGAGACAAUGUCCGUCGCUUGGCCGAAGCAAUGUUUCAGCUCGAGGACAUUGUAUGUGCUGUAGACGAUUGUGAGCAAAUGGUUGAGAGUGGUGAAUUCGAUGAUGCCCUUGACGAUCUCGAUGAUAUAGAACGUCUCAUGGCUGGCAAUGAGCCAAAAAGGCCUUCGCGCAACGGUAGGCAAAAUACCUACAAAGCCAUCGAUCUGCGGCGGAUGCAUGCACUUCAAGGAGCCUCUGACGACCUCAACCGCUUACGCUCUCGUGCCGGUCGCGGCUAUGAAACUCGCUUCCACAAUUGUCUACUGAAUGAUAUGAGGCGACAUGUAAAAGAGACUGAUGCUAAUGCCACACUGCAGCGAUGGGGCGUUUCCUUCAAUCGGCCCAAAGCUGGUCAGCGUCGUGCACCUUCCACCUUCCCUUCUUACAUGAACAUGUCUGCCGAUUUCCGCUCAGAGCUUGAGCACGCAAUACAGGGCUUAGCUCGAGCUAGAUGUACUACCACCGCCGUCACUUCUUUUCGUGCAGCAGUUCUGAAAGAGAUGAAAGCCAUGAUACGCCGUCAACUACCAAGUUCGAACGACGACGAUAACGUUUCCACAAUUUCAGCCUCUACUCAUGGCGGUCGUGGACGCACUCAGCAGGAGAAAUCGUCCAUACUAGCCCGCAACAUACGGGCCAUGGAUGCUACAGAUUGGUAUUCUAUGCUAGUUUCGGUGUAUACUAAUGUCAGUGAAUGCCUGCGAAGGUUGAGCGUUCAGGUCAAAAUACUGCUGGACGUUACAAGUACGAUGGAUCAAGCACGGCCAGACGUGUCGAAAUUGUCGUUACCUACAGAUGCAUCAGGACACAUGCGGACACCUUCUACUGGUAGACAUCGCGCAAGUUCGAUACAGGCAGAAAUGCAACAGGCUCUGGACCUUUCAAGUCUACUUGGAGAAGCGGUGGAUGCCGUUCAGAGUCAGGUUACUAAAGUAAUUAAGGUUCGGUCACAACAGAAUAGCGAGAUGUUGUUGGAGGAGUUCGUUCGAUUCGUCACCCUAAAUCGGCUAUUUGCGGAUGAAUGUGAAGCAAUCUCAGGUAUGAGUGGUCAGGGGCUGAAAUCAGUGGUUGAUUCUCAGAUCAGAGAUUAUGUUUCUCAGUUUGCGAACUCCAAAUUACAGAAUCUGGUAGAGAUCAUGGAUAGUGACAAGUGGGAAGCUAAAGACUUCGGAGAUCAGCAGAACCUUCUGUUGCAGCGCGUUAUGGACGGGAGCACGAGUGAUGCUCAGAGCUGGCUUCAGAACGCACAGAUCUGGCUGCCUCUACCAAGCGAUACUCUGCACGAAAACGGCACUGUACAGGAUAACGACGCUGAAGUUAAGGAGAAGGUGCGACUGGCGACUAUCGAUGAGCAGAAGUACAUCUUGCCCGCUUCUCCUAUUGCGAUGCUAGGCACAAUCGAAUCUCUUCAAAGUCUGACAGUAGGCAUCCCAGGUAUGGGGCAAGAGUUAGCCACGAGUCUUCUUGAUUGCCUGCGACAAUUCAAUAGUCGGACUUCACAAUUAAUCCUGGGAGCAGGGGCCACGCGGACUGCAGGACUCAAGAACAUCACCACCAAACAUCUAGCGUUGUCUUCACAGGGCUUGAGCUUCAUAAUCGCGUUAAUGCCUUAUGUUCGCGAAUUCUACAGGAGAUACCUGCCACCUAAUACUGCUAGUUCAACAAUGGGUGAAUUUGACAAGGUGAAGCGUUCAUUCCAAGAACACCAGAACAGUAUACACGAGAAGCUAAUCGAUAUCAUGUCCAACCGAGCGUCAAUGCAUGUUAAGAGCCUGAAAGCAAUCAAUUGGACCGAAGCAGCACAGAACGACUUGGAUGGCGUCUCCAAAUACAUGGAGACCUUAACGAAAGAGACGGCGACCCUGCAGAAAGUGCUCGUGAAACACUUACCGGAGGGUGUGGUAACGGGCAUCAUGAUCCCGGUGUUCGACAGCUACAAACAGCAACUCGAAAAGGCCUUUUCUGACAUACAAGUACAAAGCGAGGCUGAGAAAAAGAGAAUUUUAAAUGACGUUGCGCAUUUCAGCUCCAGAAUGGGUAAGCUGGAAGGUAGUGGGGAUCUAGGUCAGAAAGUGUUAGAUGUUGUACGGAAUAAAGCGAUAGCUGUUCCGUCUGCAAAUGGUGGUGGAUCGUCAAAAUUAGAGACUGAGCCUCAGAGGGUGUCAACCGAGUUGGCGCCGAAAGCUCCUGAGGACAAAUGA
Lithohypha guttulata is the source of this 3189-nucleotide messenger RNA. RefSeq lists its product as uncharacterized. Gene Ontology annotation, molecular function: syntaxin binding. NCBI's taxonomy places the organism in Eukaryota, Fungi, Ascomycota, Eurotiomycetes, Chaetothyriales, Trichomeriaceae. The record is from RefSeq and is a predicted model, not a curated record. Bases 1 to 3189 code for a protein of 1062 amino acids. Gene Ontology annotation, cellular component: GARP complex. Gene Ontology annotation, biological process: retrograde transport, endosome to Golgi; Golgi to vacuole transport. The transcript has a single exon.